UUUUAGGUGGCAGUUUUGAAACGCAGUUAGACAAAUACCUUUUGACUUCAGUCUUUUCAUAAAGAUUCUAUCUAGCUAGUAACUGAUACUGAUGUUGUUUAAAUAACAAGAUCCGAAAAUCAUCUUACCAUCUUACAAAGGUCUAGAAAGGAAAAGAGAAGUUUGGGCGCUUCUCAGGCCCUUUCUAGAUAAACGGUCCGUACGCUAUGAACAUCAGUGGUGUUUCCAGUCCUUACAUGAAUAAAAGGGCUUCUCGAGGUGAAGCGUACGUGCCGACACGAUAUGAGCAUGUUGCAAAUAUCCUCUCUCACGGAGUAGCAAUACUUCCGAGCAUAUAUGGAACACAGUGGUUAAUCGCUGCGUCAUGUCGUGAGUCAGAACGAAAUGUGUCUAUAAUUUACUGUUUUUUCACUGUGGUACUUUUUACAACAUCAACAGCUUACCACACAUGUGAACUUCUUUUUCGUCCCAACAAAAAGAAAUUUCGUUAUUACCUUCAUAUAGUCGAUCGUGCCGCCAUCUAUUUUUUCAUUGCUGCUUCAUACAUGCCAUGGUUUACCUUAAGACACUAUGAAUCUCCAACAGUUAAUUUCAAUUGGCUUGUUUGGUUGUUUGCCUUUUUGGGUACUAUCUAUCAGUGUAUGUUUCACGAAAGAUUUAAAACAAUGGAAACUUUAUUAUAUAUUGCCUUUGCUGUUGUACCUUUUAGUGCUAUAUACAGUAUGUGCGAUCCAAGUGAUCUAACUUUAAUGCUAGCUGGUGGUAUUGUUUACACGAUAGGCGUCAUUUUUUUUAAAUCAGAUGGUAUCAUACCUUUUGCACAUACAGUAUGGCAUCUUCAUGUUGUUGUUGGUGCAGCAUUACAUUGGUAUGCCGUCUACAGCAUGCUUCUUGGACCAAAUAAUCAACUUUCAUCCAAGCAAAAAUAAAACAGUAAUCGAUUAUCAAUGCUUUUAAAAGUACAGUAUUACUUAAAUGAAUCGGGUGGUUAUUAUCGCUGAUCUCAGCUUAUCUAGCAUUUAAUCACUGACGGAUGAUAAUUAUUGUCGUGUAUUUGCAUAAUAACAUGCAUGUUUAUGUUUCUGUAUUUUUUUUCCUAGUAAUUUAUAUGUAUUACGUAGACUAGCAUAUUCAAUUAAGAGCAUUAAAAGUAGUUAUAAAUUACCCUAAUAUGUGUAUCUCAUAUAUCUUAUACCUUAGUAGACAUAUAAUUCUAUAUGUUGAAAUGAACAUUUAAAUUGUUUUGCAUUUUUUUUUUAAUUUCUUGUUCAUAAUCAUCGAUAAUAUUUACUAUUUUGAGUAAUUCUGGUGUUUUACAUAGUAUGCCUAAUAAGAUUCGGUGCAUAUUCG
Loa loa (African eye worm) is the source of this 1350-nucleotide messenger RNA. RefSeq lists its product as hypothetical. The record is from RefSeq and is a predicted model, not a curated record. Lineage: Eukaryota; Metazoa; Nematoda; Chromadorea; Rhabditida; Onchocercidae. Gene Ontology annotation, cellular component: membrane. Bases 207 to 929 code for a protein of 240 amino acids. The transcript is spliced from 9 exons.